This is a messenger RNA of Pogona vitticeps (central bearded dragon), 1943 nucleotides long. RefSeq names its product ankyrin repeat, SAM and basic leucine zipper domain containing 1 (gene ASZ1). Lineage: Eukaryota; Metazoa; Chordata; Lepidosauria; Squamata; Agamidae. Gene Ontology annotation, cellular component: pi-body. Gene Ontology annotation, molecular function: protein binding. The record is from RefSeq and is a predicted model, not a curated record.
CCCUCCUUUUCGCUGAGGGGCGUUGCUCCGGGGAACGGGUGGCCACGUGACGUCAGGCACCAUCCCCACAGGCCUCUAUUUCUCGUGCCGUUCUAUUUUCCCGCUAUCGUUCCCUGCCGUCGAAAAAAAGGUCCCUGAGGCGCCGCGUCAGCUUUGCGCCUGCGCCUUGCAGCCGGGGUCCGCGUGGAAGUGUUAGGGAAGGGUUGUGGGUGGUUUGACGAGCGGCGGCGGCGGCGCCCGAGGAGGAUCAACGGCCGGGGCGACGUUGUGCUUUUUGAGCGCCUCAGAGCUGGAGGAUGGCCGGCGACACUCCUUAUCUGGCGGUCCCCGCGGGGGACGAGACCAGCGAGAGCGACGACGACUGCUGGAAUACCGGCUUUGUCUCUGGGGCUCCGUUUCACGAGCAGUAUUUAGAUAAAGCAUUGCAGAUGGAUGAGAAAGAGGAAGCUUUGAAAAAAGCUUUGACUGCAGGAAACUUGCCUGCCAUUGAAGAACUCUUAAAUUCAGGUGUAAACGUAGAAACUAAUUUUAAGUUUGGAUGGACUCCCCUGAUGUAUGCUGCAAAUGUUGGAAAUGUGGAACUCAUGCAUAUUCUUCUAGACAGAGGCGCAAAUGCAAGUUUUGAUAAGGAUCAAUAUACAGUGUUAAUGGCUGCGUGUACUGCUUGUGCUUCAGAAGAACAGAUUUUAAAGUGUGUAGAACUGCUUCUCUCAAGAAAUGCUAAUCCCAAUGCUACAUGCAGGAAAAAAAUGACUCCAUUAAUGUAUGCAGCCCGUGAAGGCCAUCCUCAAGUUGUUGCUCUUCUUGCUGCUCAUGGAUCAGAAAUAAAUGUCCAAGAUGAAACUGGUUACACCGCAUUAACAUGGGCAGCACGGCAUGGACAUAAAAAAGUAAUCUUCAAGUUGCUUGAACUGGGGGCUGAUAAAUCGAUACAAACAAAAGAUGGACAAACAUCAGGAGACAUUGCAAAGAAAAACAAGCAUUCAGAGCUUUUUAGCUUACUUUCUUUGACGGCAAAUCCUUUUCAAGGAAGGUUCCAGUAUCUACAUAAAGAUAAGGCUCUUCCUGGUCUUUUAAAUGCUGUGCCUCAUGCGGUGAAAAACCACAAAAACAGUUCUUACACAGCUUUUGGUGACAUGGAACUGUUUUUACAUGGUCUUGGGCUGGAACACAUAACAGAAAUACUAAAGGAAAGGGAGAUAGCUUUAAGACAACUUCUGACUAUGAGAAAAGAAGACUUCAUACAGAUUGGGAUUGAGAACACCAGAGAUCAACAAAAAAUCUUAGAUGCUGUUAAAGAACUUCAAGUACAUGAAGUAGAGCUGGGAGAAUUGCCUAAAGUUGUAAAUGUGGAAUUCAGCGGGGAGGAGUUUUUUUCUUUUCUUGUGAAAUUAAACAGGCAGUGCAUUCACCUUACAAGUGCUGUACAGAGUGUGGUCGAUCAGUUCCCUACAGAUGCUCACAAGUUGGUACUUGAAUGGAAUUCCCCUCAGAGCCUUGCAAAAGUUUGUGAAGACCUUGUUUCCAAUGCUGAAGAUCUGAAUAGAGAAGCUACCAAAUUAAUAAAGCUCAUGCAACAGCUACAUGAUGGACAGAAGAAAGAUCCUUGCCGAAUACAACCUUUGGUCAAGGAAGCCAAAUGGAAAAAGACUUUUUUAAGAAUGGCAGCAAUAACCUUUUUAGGCUCUGGGUGUGUCUUUUUUAUCAGUAACUUAACUUCAAGGAAGGACUAAAUCAUAUGUUGAAUAGAUAAGUAUCAGGCACAGAUAUGAUAGGCCAACUUGUAUUUAAUAACUGGUAGUAACAUGUUUUUGGUUGAGGAGUUCAAAUGUUAUAAAACUACUUUAAUUUCUAUUCUGUAUUAAAAUUAGACCUGUGGCAUAUGUCCAUUUUCUUUGACUUUUUGGCAAAAUGUAUCCACACAUAACUUGUUAAUGUUUAAU